AUGCUCCCUCAAACCCGGGCGCGUGUGCCCGCGGCUCUCCGCAGCCUGUCUCGGUCCACUAUCCCAGCUCGCUCUCUUUCAACCACCCUCCCCCGAUUCCAGAAAGAUGAAGGUCUCAACCGAGUCUCCCGACACAUCACUCAGCCCAAGUCCCAGGGUGCCUCCCAGGCUAUGCUGUACGCUGUCGGUCUCCAGGAGGAGGACAUGAACAAGGCCCAGGUUGGAAUUUCCUCCGUCUGGUUCAACGGUAACCCUUGCAACAUGCACUUGCUCGACCUGAACAACAAGGUGCGCGAGGGUGUCCAGGACCAGGGCCUUGUUGGUUUCCAAUUCAACACUGUCGGUGUCAGUGACGCCAUCAGUAUGGGUACCACUGGUAUGCGCUACUCUCUGCAGAGUCGUGACCUGAUUGCCGAUUCCAUUGAGACUGUUAUGGGUGGUCAGUGGUAUGACGCCAACAUCAGCAUUCCCGGUUGUGACAAGAACAUGCCCGGUGUCAUGAUGGCCAUGGGUCGUGUGAACCGUCCCAGUUUGAUGGUUUACGGUGGUUCUAUCAAGCCCGGUUGUGCUGUUACCCAGAACAAUGCCGAGAUUGAUAUCGUUUCCGUCUUCCAAGCCUAUGGACAGUUCAUCGCCAAGGAGAUCACUGAGCCCCAGCGAUUCGAUGUUGUUCGUCACGCUUGCCCCGGUGAGGGUGCCUGUGGUGGUAUGUACACUGCCAACACCAUGGCCACUGCCAUUGAGACCAUGGGUAUGACCCUCCCUGGUUCCUCUUCCAACCCUGCCAACUCUCAGGCCAAGUACCUCGAGUGUCUGGCUGCCGGUGGUGCCAUCAAGAAGCUGCUCAAGGAGGACAUUCGCCCACGUGAUAUUAUGACCCGCCAGGCUUUCGAGAACGCCAUGGUCGUUGUCAACAUCACCGGUGGAUCCACCAACGCCGUUCUGCACUUGAUUGCCAUUGCCGACUCCGUUGGUAUCAAGCUCACCAUCGACGACUUCCAGGCCGUCACUGACCGUAUUCCCUUCCUGGCUGAUCUGAAGCCCUCUGGCAAGUACGUCAUGGCCGAUGUUCACGAGAUCGGUGGUACUCCUGCCCUUCUGAAGAUGCUUCUGAGAGAGGGUCUGAUUGACGGCUCUGGUAUGACCGUCACCGGUGAGACUCUCGCCAAGAACUUGGAGAAGGUCCCCGACAUGGCUCCUAACCAGAAGAUCAUCCGUCCUCUCUCUGAACCCAUCAAGCCUACUGGCCACAUCACAAUUCUGCGUGGUUCUCUGGCUCCUGGCGGCAGUGUUGGUAAGAUUACUGGUAAGGAGGGUACUUCCUUCACUGGAAAGGCUCGUGUCUUCGACGAUGAGGAUUCCUUCAUUGCUGCGCUGGAACGCAGCGAGAUUAAGAAGGGCGAGAAGACCGUUGUCGUUAUCCGUUACUGUGGUCCCAAGGGUGGCCCCGGUAUGCCUGAAAUGCUCAAGCCCUCCGCUGCCCUGAUGGGUUACGGUCUGGGCGCUGACUGUGCUCUGAUCACUGAUGGCCGUUUCUCCGGUGGCUCUCACGGUUUCCUGAUCGGUCACAUUGUCCCUGAGGCGGCUGUUGGUGGACCCAUCGGUCUCGUCGAGGAUGGCGAUGUCAUCACUAUUGAUGCUGAGAAGCUUCGCCUCGACCUUGACGUUUCUGACGAGACUCUGGUCGAGCGUAGAGAGAACUGGGAGGCCCGCAAGGCUGCCGGCCAGCUGCCUGAGACUGGUCUGACCAUGCGUGGUACCCUGGGUAAAUAUGCCCGAUCUGUCCAGGAUGCUAGCCACGGCUGCAUCACUGACGCUUUAGAGUAA
Penicillium malachiteum is the source of this 1827-nucleotide messenger RNA. It is a transcript of the gene ilv3, whose product is annotated as dihydroxy-acid dehydratase ILV3. Gene Ontology annotation, biological process: branched-chain amino acid biosynthetic process. NCBI's taxonomy places the organism in Eukaryota, Fungi, Ascomycota, Eurotiomycetes, Eurotiales, Aspergillaceae. Gene Ontology annotation, cellular component: mitochondrion. Bases 1 to 1827 code for a protein of 608 amino acids. Gene Ontology annotation, molecular function: dihydroxy-acid dehydratase activity. The record is from RefSeq and is a predicted model, not a curated record. The transcript has 3 exons.